Syngnathoides biaculeatus (alligator pipefish) is the source of this 2608-nucleotide messenger RNA. RefSeq names its product BAR/IMD domain containing adaptor protein 2 like 2b (gene baiap2l2b). Gene Ontology annotation, cellular component: nucleoplasm; cytosol. Gene Ontology annotation, biological process: positive regulation of actin filament polymerization; actin crosslink formation; actin filament bundle assembly. The transcript is spliced from 14 exons. The record is from RefSeq and is a predicted model, not a curated record. The coding region runs from base 1087 to 2556 and encodes 489 amino acids. NCBI's taxonomy places the organism in Eukaryota, Metazoa, Chordata, Actinopteri, Syngnathiformes, Syngnathidae. Gene Ontology annotation, molecular function: protein binding.
ACUCCUGUGUCCAGCCAUGCGACCGUCAUGAUCUGAUGUAGUUGCGUUCUGACUUUCAAUUCUUCAAAAGUUUUCAUUUGGAAUUUGUCGUACAAAACAUAAAACAAAAAAAAAAUUCUACUUGUUUUUGAAACAACCACAUUUAGCCCAAGUAACAUCACUCGCUUACUGCUUUUACACAAUGCAAAGCUCCAUAGAUGAGCUAACAAAAUUAGCAUUGAUGUUAUAAUUCUGCAAGAUAUUUGAACACAAAUUGUGCAGUCGCAUAUGAAGAUGGAUAAUAUAACGACACUUAUUCUUUAUCCUCUGCAAAAUAAAUACAAAAUAUUACUGGAGCUUACUAAGCAGACUUUUUGUAGAGUCUGUACUGGUGUAGAAUUCUUCCCCCUGGUAGCCAAGGCGCUGACACCAACGUGCGCAUGCACAGGAUGUGGCUGGCACAGAUUGUCUUCUAUUCUUUUCAUUCUUGAAAUAUGUUUUGAGAUACAUGUGUUUUUACUUAUGAAUGUGGUCAUGGAACAAAUUAAAAUACACCAAACCUUUUGUCUGGUUAAGUAUUGUUCCUUUACAAAUGCUUAAAAUGUGGUUUGAAAGCUAAAAGCUAAAGAUUUGAAAUAGUUCCUCUAUAAGCACUGUUACUACCAUUUUUGUGUGUACAAGCGUAUAUUAAAGUCUGUAGUUUUCAAAGCCAAACUUAAUGAGUCUGCAUUGCAGCUCGUUGCCUUGCUGGCUGUCCUCUGGGUCUUUUCCUUUCAGGAAUCUAAAUCAAUAAUUCACCUGGCAGCUCAUAUUGAUGGCACCUGCUCCCUUUUCUCUCGCCCUCGACCGCUUGCCCGCUGUAAUCCUGAGGCUGAGCUGAAUUUUCAUCACACGGGCAGGAAAAUGAUUUCUUUUUGAGCGCGUGUAUAAGACAGGUGUUCUUUGGGCCAGUCAGAAGGGAGUAGAACUGAGCUAAUGGUCACUUUUAGCACGUGAGGACACUGACACCUCAAUUUUUUAUUUUUUUUUAUACUUGUUCUGACCCUGCUGUCCUCUGUUGAAGCUCUUACAUAUUUGAAUUUCAUAUUUGCGCUACCGUCGGGCACCAUGUCAGGAACUAAUAGUGACCAGAUGCACAGAUCCACCUUAUCUGUCUAUUCCAACCUGAUGGAACAUUUCAACCCCGGCCUUCAGAAGCUCGUUGCUUUGGGUAACAGCUAUGUCAAAGCUUUUCAAGCAUUUGCUGUUUGUAGUGAGGCCUACUUCAGUGCCGUAGCCAAAAUGGGAGACCAGGCGAUUCACACGCUAUCUUCUCGCUCUCUUGGUGACGUCCUGAUCCAGAUAUCUGAGACACAACGCAGACUCACUGCUGAGAUGGACGGAGUGUUUCAGUGGUUCCAGGUGGAGGUAUUGCAAACCAUGGAGAAGAAUGUCAAGUUGGAUGAGGAGUACAUCGACGGUAGCCGACGAGUGUAUGAACUGGAGGUGAGGAACCAGGCGGAAGCUUUGGAGAAACAGCUAAGACGGGGAGCCUUCAGAGAUUCUCUGGAGAGCAGUGACUACAUGCAGUACUUGAAGCAGAGCCAACACGACAUCCUGAAGGAGGAGGAGAGGAGAUAUCGUUUUUUGGCAGAGAAACACUGCGGUCUGACCCAGUCCCUUCUCUUCCUGGUUAACAAGACGGGCAUGUCUCUCCAGCAUAAAGCAGAGGGAUGGAAGGUGAAGGUCAAUGAAACCAGAGGUUCUGGAUCUCGAACUCCCACUAAUUUGGACCAAGAAGCACAGUUGCGAGGCUCUGUGAGCUCCCUGCUGCAAACUGUAGCGAGAGAUGACGACAUGUCCUGGGCCAGGCGGGAGCAGCAGGCGCUGGGCAAGGUGCCGUCACGAGCACCAUCCCCCAUCCCCACCCACUCUCGCUCCAGCUCGAUGGGAGAAUCUUUGGGUGUGGGUGGAGGGCAUCCCAUGAAGGCCCUGGUGUCUCAUCCCGCCUCAUCCAACCCCAAGCUGCUGCCUUUCAACAGAGGGGAGAUGGUCACCGUACUGGUUCUGGAACCGCGCAACGGCUGGUUGUACGGUCGCACAGACUGUAAUUUAAGGCAGGGUUGGUUCCCUGCUGCCUAUGUGGGCCCCAUUGACGAUUUUGACAGUGGCCAUUCUCACCAAAAUAGCAGUGUUAACAACCUGCUAGACCCCGGUGAGACCCAAAACCAGCAAUCGGAAAACAAGAGCUACGGCAAUGUCCCUCCGCCAGCCACGCCUAACCGCAGAGCAUCCGCAGAAUUCCGGCCCAUCUCUCCGCUCCCUGAGAAGAAAGCGGACCACGUGAUGGAGAUGAAACCCAUUCAAACAAAGACCCUGCCUGAAGUACCUCCUCCACCGCCCCCUCCCCAAAAGAGCCUGAAUCCUCUGCAGGGCUUUGUGGCUCUACAACCCGCUUCUCCCACCCCUGACGCACAGGCUUUAUCAGCCAACGGGCCACCUGAGAACCCUCUUUUUCCAAGAGGCACAAACCCAUUCGCCACCGUGAAGCUUCGCCCCACCGAGACCGAUGACCGAUCCGCCCCUCGCAUCCAUUGAGUGGACUCGGCCGGCCUUGUGUUUGCACGUGAGGCGGCAGUGAUGAAACAAG